AUGAGGUGUUGUGUUCUCAAUGCCCGGUCAAUUAGGAACAAAGCGUCUGGCUUUGUUGACCAUAUUUGCGAUUCUAAAGUCGACAUUGCGGUUAUUACCGAAACCUGGUUAAAACCUGGAGAUUCUGCGGCUAGGAUUGCUGCCACACCGCCGGGAUACAGGCUACUCGAUCACCCUCGCCCAGACAGAAAUGAUGGUGGUACUGGUAUAUUGGCACGGGACUCACUUGUAGUUAAAAAAGCAAGAGCGGGUAUUUAUGAUUCUUUUGAGUAUUCGGAGUGGACAAUUGUGUCUGGCUCUACUCGUCUGCGUUUACUUGCCAUCUAUAGGCCACCAUACUCGUCAAGUCAUCCGCUCACUGUGAGCAUGUUUAACUCGGAAUUCGCCGAGUUCCUGGAGUCUGUUGUCAUGACAACUGAGCCUCUGGUGUUGACUGGUGAUUUCAAUAUCCAUGUUAAUAUUGAUUCUGAUAACGAUGCAGCUCGCUUCUUAGAUCUACUGUCAUCAAUGGGUCUACAGCAGCACAUUAACUUCCCUACUCAUAUCUUUGGGAACACCUUGGAUUUGCUUAUCUCAAGGACUCUAGAUUCCAGUCUCAUACAUGAUGUCCGACCUGGCUCUUAUUUCUCAGACCAUUGUAUAGCAUUUUUCGCCAUAAAUGUUUCAAUGCCGGAGUUCUCUAGGAAAAAGGUAUCCUUUAGGAAGGUGAAGGCUAUUGACACAACAGCAUUCAGGAGUGAUUUGUCUGCCUCGGAACUGUGUCAGGACCCACCUUCGGAGACUGUGCAAUUGGUCGACUGUUAUAACAAAACACUUGCUGGAUUUCUCGAUCGCCAUGCGCCACUUAAGACGAAAACAGUUACAGUCAGACCCCAAGUGCCCUGGUAUUCUGAGGAAAUCCGUGAGGCUAAGAGAGUGCGCAGGCGCGCAGAAAGGAAAUGGAGAACUACUAGGUCUGCUGAUGAUCUCGCCUCAUUCAAACGACACAAAAAUCAUGUAACGUAUUUGCUGAAAGAAGCCAAAUCUGCUUUUUUGACUGACUUUGUCAGUCAGAAUUCUGAUAAUCAAGACAAGUUAUUUCGUGCUGUGAAAGAUCUUUUAGUGGAAAAGAACUCACUAUGCUUCUCGGACUAUGCGGAUAAAUCAGCAUUGGCAAACGACAUAGGAAAGUAUUUUGUGGAAAAAAUCAACGACUGCGUGACGAGCUUGACAAGGGUUGUAGUGCCUCGGAGAAUGUACAGAGCGGUGAUCUGGUGA
Molecule: messenger RNA, 1257 nt
Organism: Nematostella vectensis (starlet sea anemone)
Lineage: Eukaryota; Metazoa; Cnidaria; Anthozoa; Actiniaria; Edwardsiidae
Exons: 1
Coding region: 1-1257 (418 amino acids)
Molecular function (GO): catalytic activity
Source: RefSeq, a predicted model, not a curated record